Molecule: messenger RNA, 1653 nt
Organism: Dictyostelium purpureum
Lineage: Eukaryota; Evosea; Eumycetozoa; Dictyosteliales; Dictyosteliaceae
Exons: 1
Source: RefSeq, a predicted model, not a curated record
AUGUCAUCUACAGAUACACCAAAAAUAAAUGAAACAAAAGAUGAUAAAACGAAUACGGCGAUAACACCACAAUCGAAAAUACCCACAUUACCCACACCAGACCAUAAUACAAAUUUUAAAGCCCAAACAAUACAACCUUCAAAUACAAUACCACCUUCAAAUACAAUACCACCACAACCAUAUCAUGUAUCGACAAAUAUACCUACAUAUAAUGCGAAUCCACCAACCAAAAGACCACUAGAGCAAACACCAAAUACUAUAAAUAGUAAUAAUAAUAAUAAUAAUAAUAGCGGUAGUAAUAAAAAAUUUAAAAAAAGAAAACCUGGGCCAUUAUCAAUUGCAGAAGAAGAUUUCAUAGCAAAUGCAUUCAGAAAUGUUCCUGACCCACAAUUAAGUGCAGAGCUAAGGCGUAUGAAAAGAAAAUUUAUUGUUAGAAAGCAGCAGAGAUACUGUUCAAUUGAAAAUUUUGAUAUAGAUACCAGAACACAAGAAGUUUUAACAGCCUUUAAGAAAAAGAAUCAAAAAGUGUCAAAUUAUUAUGAAAAAGAAGAAAUACCUCCAUUUCCAAAUUUAAAACACAAUUUAAUGACUGCUGUAACGAUAUCAGGAUCCCCUACUACCACCAAUACCACUGCAACCAAUGUAAAUAAUAUCAAUUUUCAACCAGAGCUAAAAGAGGAGCACGAACAAGAGAAACUACAGAAAGAAAGAGAGUUACUAUUGCAAAAGGAACAAAAAGAAAAAGAAGAAAAAGAACGUUUAGAAAAAGAAAGAUUAGAGAAGGAAAGAGAACAAAAGGAAAAAGAAAAAAAGAAAAAGGAAAGAAAAGAAAGAAAGGAACGUGAAAGAUUGGAGAAAGAACGUCUAGAAAAAGAAAGAGAACAAAAAGAAAAAGAAGAGAAAGAAAAGAAACGAAAAGAAAGAAAAGAAAAAAGAGAAAAAGAGAAAUUAGAAAAAGAUGCAAUCGAAAAAGAGAGGUUAGAAAAAGAAAAGCUGGAGCAAGAGAGGCUAGAAAAAGAAAAACUGGAGCAAGAGAGGCUGGACCGAGAGCGUUUAGAAAAGGAAGCAUUGGACCGAGAGAGGCUUGAAAGAGAGAAACUAGAAAAAGAAAACUUUGAAAGGCUUGAACGAGAAAGGCUUGACCGAGAAAGAAAAGAAAAAGAAAGAAAAUUCAAAUUGAGACAAGAAAGAAUAAGACUCGAAAAACUAAAACAAGAAAAGCUUGAAAAAGAAAAAGAAAUUUUAGAAAAAUUAAAACAGGAAUCAAAUCCACAGACAGCACUAUUUAAAUUUUAUCACUGGGCAAAAAGUUCAAGGAAACAACAACAGCACCACUUUAAAAAGCCAUUCCAACCUUUAUCCGAACUGCUAUAUGGAAAAAGACUGCAAUUGGAACCAUAUGUAAGUCCACAUACAACAAGAGAGCUCAAACCAUACAUUAGAAGAGAUUAUGAAACCAAUCCACCAAAGCUACAGCAACUAAGAGAACUCCACCAAUUUUUUAAAAUUAAUGGUUUAGCACCAGUUCAAACCUCACCAACAAUUACAUCUUUAGCAGAGUGUCAAGAAAUUUACCCAAUUGAUUAUAAAUAUUUAACACCUGAACUAGCAAAUAGAACUAAUCAAUUUUUAUCUGAUCAUUUUUGGCCUGGA